This is a messenger RNA of Oncorhynchus keta (chum salmon), 3137 nucleotides long. RefSeq names its product PDZ and LIM domain protein 5-like. The record is from RefSeq and is a predicted model, not a curated record. Gene Ontology annotation, biological process: actin cytoskeleton organization; heart development; muscle structure development. Gene Ontology annotation, molecular function: muscle alpha-actinin binding; actin binding. NCBI's taxonomy places the organism in Eukaryota, Metazoa, Chordata, Actinopteri, Salmoniformes, Salmonidae. The coding region runs from base 7 to 1896 and encodes 629 amino acids. The transcript is spliced from 13 exons. Gene Ontology annotation, cellular component: Z disc; stress fiber; filamentous actin.
AGAAUCAUGAACAGCAACUACAGCGUCUCCCUGGGUGGCCCCGCCCCCUGGGGCUUCAGACUGCAGGGAGGAAAGGACUUCUGUCUGCCCCUCACUAUCUCACGGCUGACCGAUGGGGGCAAAGCAGCCAAAGCCAAAAUGAGUGUGGGAGAUGUAGUUCUGUCUAUCGACGGAAUCGUCACCAGCGGCAUGAACCACCUGGAGGCCCAGAACAAGAUCAAAGCCUGCACUGACAACCUCAACCUCACGCUGCAGAAAGCUUCCAGUGUUCCCAAGGCUGAUACAACAAAGGACGAGCCACUGGAGAUCAUUAAGCCUGUGCCAAUCACCCAUCCAGCGCCGCCCUUCACCAGCCCCUCCCCCCAACCCGGUGCUGCCUACAACAAGACGGCCCGCCCCUUUGGCGGGGGCAGCAAUGUGGGUGCAGUCACUUCCUCCCUGACCGCCCCAAAGGUGGCCUCCAUCCCCUCUGCAUCGUCUGCUUUCACCCCUGCCGCCCCCUCCUCCCAGCAGCCCCAGCCUCCCUUCCCACUAGCUAGCCGCUCCCGCUCCCCAGCCCCACCAAGCACGGCCCCACCCCCCAGACCCGGCUCUGGCCGUUCCCCCUUCACCACCCCCUCCUCUUCUUCCUCAUCCUCCCCGGCCAGAGUGACAGCCCCCUCCUCCAAUCCCGGUGCUCCGCAGUCCUCUUGCUAUAACACGCCAAUAAACCUGUACUCCAAUGCCAAUGCCUGUGAGGUGGCCAUAGGACAGAGGCGGGGCCUGUUGGAAGCCCAGGGUGUGGUGGUCGACCAGCACAAAGAACAGUUUAAUGGAGUCCCCCCAAAGACUGGCCCUAGGAGGAACAGAGUUGAACCAGAGUUGACCCACGCCUCGCCCCUCAGCGAGGCCAGUAAGAAGCGUCUGAUCGAGGACACAGAGGACUGGCAUCCUCGCACCGGAACCUCCCAAUCCAGGUCCUUCAGAAUCCUGGCUCAGAUCACCGGCACAGAGAAAGACCAAGCCCAGGAGAACAGCGCUGGAAAGAAUAAAGUUGUUGAGAAUGCCCAGCCCAGUGGCCACAUCACAACAUCAGUGAAGACCAUGACCAAAGUCCCAGGAGCCCCCAGGAAUGGCAGCAGUGUCCCGCCACCCACCUUCAAGACCCCGUCUGCCCAGGUCAAAUCCUCCUGGCCAGCUGGAGGCUCAGCAGGUUUCUCUAAGGGUGGCGCUGCGCCCUCUUUUGGGAAGGUCAGCAACACUGCACCAGUACCCACAGUACCCAAAGUUUCUGACCGCCCUGCCCCCCAGGCGCACCCUAAGGACCAGAACUCCCUGGUACAGCGGGCCGAACACAUCGCAGCGGGAACACGCACCCCCAUGUGUGGCCACUGUGACAAGGUCAUCAGAGGUCCUUUCCUGGUGGCCAUGGGCAUGUCCUGGCACCCUGAGGAGUUUAACUGUUCCCACUGCCACAUGUCUCUGGUGGAGUCUGGCUUCGUGGAGGAGAGGGGAACAGUAUACUGUGCUCACUGCUAUGAGAAGUUCUUUGCCCCUACUUGCACCAACUGCAAGCAGAAGGUCCUGGGGGAAGUCAUCAAUGCCCUGAAGCAGACAUGGCAUGUGUACUGCUUCCUGUGUGCGUCCUGCCAGCAGCCAAUCGGAAACAACACCUUCCACCUGGAGGACGGGCUGCCAUACUGUGAAAGAGACUACUAUCAACUCUUUGGUACCAGUUGCCAUGGUUGCGACUUUCCCAUCGAGGCAGGAGACAAGUUUCUGGAGGCGUUGGGAUUCACCUGGCAUGAUACCUGCUUCGUGUGUGCAGUCUGCAACACCAGUUUGGAGGGCCAAGCCUUCUUCUCUAAAAAGGACAAGGCUCUGUGCAAGAAACAUGCCAAUACAGUCCAGAUCUGACCCACCCUCAGGAGUGAAGAACAGAGUUGUUGAUAUUUUUGGUAGUUUUAAAAGAUUGAUUUACCUGAUAAUGACUUUUAUUAACAUAUGUUUAGUUAUGGGGAGUUAAGCUUUAUUUCAUCUUCUCUGAUGUAUCUGUGUGUGUGUGUGUGUGUGUGUGUGUGUGUGUGUGUGUGUGUGUGUGUGUGUGUGGUUUACCAUUCACCGCUUGUGCCAUAUAAAAGGGGAAAAUAUUUUGCUAAAAUUAAGGUAUGAAAAAGUACCUAGUGUAUUCUCUACCGAUUUAGAUUCAUUAGAUAUUUGAAGAUUUGUUAAAGUCAGACAAAGUGCAUGAUGGGAGAAAGUAUGUUGACUUGAAGGGAGGUAUGAUUUUUCAUGAAAUAUCUGAUUGAAAUGUUCUUUACAUACAGUACAAGAAUAUCCUGUAGUUAGGUGAACACGUAAGGUAGUGAUACUCAAGUAGCGGCCCGGGGCCACAUCUGGCUCAUCAUGACAUUUCUUGAAGCCCUCAACAUCCACUACAUAUGAUACCUUAGCAUGUAUAGUAGUUAGUCUAAUUAAAGUCUUAUUUUAGUAUAUAAUGGGGACCUUAUCAAAUUAAUUAAUCAGUGGACAGAUUCAAAUCAAUUAUCACCUUAUUGAAAAAUGUGUUGUUGAGAACAACUGCCCCCCUCAUCUGUCUCUGUCUGUCUCUCUCUCUGCUGGUCUGUUUGAAUCUGUAGACAGAUCUGUAUUUAUCCUGGUAGUAUAUUUAUUGGGGCUGGAGGGAUGUAGGAAUGUACUGUAUUUUGGGCUUUCUAGGGUCAGUUGCACAUAGUGGUUUACUGACAAAGUCAGACGGUCAGGACAGACAGCUGUUAUUUUAUUAGCAGUAGGGGUUUUCUGACUUUAUUGUUGUAUUGAUUUUUCAAAGUAUUUUUAUGGAUUCAAUUUCCAUACAUUGUUAACCUAAACUUAUACACCAUUUUGCCUUUGCUGCCACUGAUUAAUGCUUGCCUGUGUGGUGUUUAUUGGUGUAAUUCAUUCCAUUACCAAUCGUAUUUUCCAUGAUGUUACUCAUCCAAACUACAGAAUAAAAAAAUGUUACCAUUUUUCUCUACAUCUCUACAAUGUCAGUGUUAUUGUGAUUUGUAUUAUGCCUUUGUGGGAAGAACACCAUUGUAUUGAGAAAUACAGUACAUUCAUCCAAGUGUAUUGUUCUUCUAUUUGUAAAAAAUAAAACUACAAUUUCAUAAAAAGUC